Chlamydomonas reinhardtii is the source of this 972-nucleotide messenger RNA. RefSeq lists its product as uncharacterized. The transcript is spliced from 2 exons. Gene Ontology annotation, cellular component: mitochondrial inner membrane. Bases 111 to 338 code for a protein of 75 amino acids. Gene Ontology annotation, molecular function: proton-transporting ATP synthase activity, rotational mechanism. The record is from RefSeq and is a predicted model, not a curated record. NCBI's taxonomy places the organism in Eukaryota, Viridiplantae, Chlorophyta, Chlorophyceae, Chlamydomonadales, Chlamydomonadaceae. Gene Ontology annotation, biological process: proton motive force-driven mitochondrial ATP synthesis.
CGGGUACAUUAUUGACUUUGCGCGUUUGUUGCUUCUCAUAGGGGCGCAGCCGGAGUCCAAUACUUGUCAAAGCACGUCGAUUGCCGAGACCGAACCUAGCACUAGCCAAAAUGUGCCCUCCUAGUGGCCCUUUCUAUCGCGUUGCGGGCAUGUCCUAUGUGCGCUACGCCAACCUGUGCGCGGACUAUCUGCGGGCAGUGAUGAAGGAGCCAUUCAAGACCAAGGCGCUGGCUCGCCAGACCGUCUACUUCCGCUCGACCCCUGUCUCAGAUGGAAAGCAGGGCGUUGCGACGCUCCUUGAGACGACGGGCAUGCCGAAGCAGACGCCGUCCUCUUAAACGUCGCUCUAUUUGGAGAGAGGGAGCUAGCAUGGGAGCGGUCGCGGAGGCUGUGCGCGUGGAGGCUUAUUGGACCCGUUGAUACCCAGGCGGGUCGCUGGGGAGGCGGCAGGGAGGAGGGACGGGUUGGAGGUGGCUUAUAAGCGUGUGCUGUGCAAUAGAAUCAGCAGCAUAUGAGGACUUGGUGCACAAUGUAAGUACUCGGGUGCGCAUGCGUAUGGAUGUUUAGUUAGAGCAGGGGUUAGUUGUGCGUGGUGGGUUCGUGCGGGCGGUCGAUAGCGUGUUGAAUGCCACUGCGUACUGCACACAAGCGUGUAACGCGGAUGAAACGCUGUACGCUGCAAUGCUCCUCCAUCCGCACGCGUAUAGAGUCUGGAUUGCAGCAGGGGGCUGCAACGGACUGCAGCUACUGAGUCAGGAGCAACGCCGGGCGAGGUCUCUGUACGGCGAUGCUUGCGUGGUGCGGUUGGGGCCAACUGACACGGGCUCAGGAGGCGGUGACGCAGCCGGGGAGCCAGACGUCAGGCAGUCAAGGGCAAAGUUGGAACCUGGUGAAACCGUGACGACAGCCGAGGGCAGUGGCCGUGCUCCAGGGUGGAAGGGUGUUCGACGUGAGAUCAGUUGCGAUAGCGUC